AUGUUUUCCCUCUCAUUCAAGCGUUUGGCUGCCCUCCUCAGCACUCUUGCUGUGAUCACCAGUGCAGUGGCUGUUCCAGUCGCUGAGCCUUCCGAGCAGGUCGAGACACGCGACCUCACUCGUCGCUUGGUGACAAGUGCGCCUCGCUUCGUCGUCUACCAGGAUGCAUGGGUCUCUGGUGAGACUGGCCCUCCCGCCACGUCGUCCGUUACGGGUUACAACGUCUUCGCGAUGAGCUUCUUGUUGGCUUCCGGAAGCGCAGAUCAGGUGACUGAAUGGCAGACCCUCACGGCCGACCAGCGUAGCACCAUCAGGUCUCAGUACAACGCAGCGGGUAUUGCCCUUGUCGCCUCUGCCUUCGGUGGUACUGAGCAGCCCACUAGCUCGGGUUACUCUGCGACGACCCUCGCUACAACCAUGGGACAGUGGGUCUUGGAUUACGAUGUGGACGGUAUCGAUAUCGACUACGAGGACCUUUCUGCCUUCGACGCCGGCACCGGUAGCGCUGAGAACUGGCUUAUCAGCUUCACGCAGACAAUUCGCACACUGCUCCCUCAAGGCCAAUAUAUCGUCACCCACGCUCCUUUGGCUCCGUGGUUUGCUCCGAACGUGUGGGGUGGAGGAGGGUACUUGAAGGUCCACAGCAGCGUCGGCAGUUUGAUUGACUGGUACAAUGUUCAGUUCUACAACCAGGGUGUUUCCGAAUACACCACCUGUUCUGGCCUCUUGACUACGUCUUCGUCGACCUGGCCUGAGACCGCCCUUUUCCAGAUUGUGGCCAAUGGCGUAGAGUCCGACAAGCUUGUCAUUGGCAAGCCCGCUACCACUGCUGAUGCUUCUAAUGGCUACAUCGACCCGUCUACCCUUGCAACUUGUGUUUCUCAGGCCAAGAGCUCCGGCUGGGACGCUGGUGUUAUGGUCUGGCAAUACCCCAAUGCUCCUGCCUCUUGGAUUGCCACCGUCCGUGGCUCCGCCUUCCCAAUCAGCGGUGGCGGUGGUGGUAGCGGCACCACGACCACCACAGCACCCACUACCACUACCACAGGCUCCAGUGGCUCUGGCUGCAGUGGUGCAUCUGCCUGGAGUUCCUCCGUCGCAUACGUCGGUGGCUCCGAAGUUUCUUACAACGGGCAUCUCUGGACCGCCCAAUGGUGGACUGAGGCCGACACUCCCGGUGAGCGCUCUUCGCGUCUUCUCGUGUCUAAAUCAAUGCUGACUUUCGUGUACAUCAAUAGGUGGAGCUGCUGGUGUCUGGGUCGAUGA
Molecule: messenger RNA, 1263 nt
Organism: Stereum hirsutum FP-91666 SS1
Lineage: Eukaryota; Fungi; Basidiomycota; Agaricomycetes; Russulales; Stereaceae
Product: glycoside hydrolase
Exons: 11
Coding region: 1-1263 (420 amino acids)
Biological process (GO): carbohydrate metabolic process
Cellular component (GO): extracellular region
Molecular function (GO): carbohydrate binding; hydrolase activity, hydrolyzing O-glycosyl compounds
Source: RefSeq, a predicted model, not a curated record